Messenger RNA from Theobroma umbraticum, 1622 nucleotides. Its product is annotated as 26S proteasome non-ATPase regulatory subunit 4 homolog. Lineage: Eukaryota; Viridiplantae; Streptophyta; Magnoliopsida; Malvales; Malvaceae. The record is from RefSeq and is a predicted model, not a curated record. Gene Ontology annotation, molecular function: polyubiquitin modification-dependent protein binding. Gene Ontology annotation, biological process: proteasome-mediated ubiquitin-dependent protein catabolic process. Gene Ontology annotation, cellular component: proteasome regulatory particle, base subcomplex; cytosol; nucleus.
ACUCCGUCGUUUUGGAGUCAGCAAAUCCGUCUCCUUCAAGUAAACUGUGAAGCCCCAAAGAGUUAUUCUCUUUCUCUCGAUCCUUCCUUGGUUUCUCAUCUUCAUCGUUUAACCAUGGUGCUCGAGGCAACGAUGAUCUGUAUCGACAAUUCGGAGUGGAUGCGAAACGGUGAUUACUCUCCUUCUAGAUUUCAAGCUCAAGCUGAUGCUGUUAAUCUUAUUUGCGGAGCUAAAACUCAGUCUAAUCCAGAGAAUACAGUGGGAGUUUUAACAAUGGCGGGAAAAGGAGUUCGUGUUCUGGUCACUCCUACCAGUGAUCUUGGCAAAAUCUUAGCUUGCAUGCAUGGUUUAGAAAUAGGUGGUGAAAUGGACUUGGCAGCUGGGAUUCAAGUGGCUCAGUUAGCGCUUAAGCAUCGCCAGAAUAAAAAGCAGCAGCAAAGGAUUAUUGUCUUUGCUGGAAGUCCUAUCAAACCUGACAAGAAGUCAUUGGAGAUGAUUGGAAGGAAGUUGAAAAAGAAUAGUGUAGCUCUUGAUAUUGUAAAUUUUGGUGAAGAUGAUGAAGGGAAGACAGAGAAGCUGGAAGCACUUCUAGCUGCUGUUAACAAUAAUGAUUCCAGUCACAUUGUUCAUGUUCCUGCUGGUCCUAAUGCUCUCUCUGAUGUACUUAUAAGUACCCCCAUCUUCACUGGGGAUGGGGAAGGUGGAAGUGGCUUUGCAGCUGCGGCAGCAGCAGCUGCAGCUGGUGGAGUCUCUGGUUUUGAGUUUGGUGUGGAUCCCAACCUUGAUCCUGAAUUGGCCCUUGCUCUUAGAGUUUCAAUGGAAGAGGAGAGGGCCAGGCAAGAAGCAGCUGCUAAAAAGGCAGCAGAGGAGGCAUCUAAACAGGAAAAGGGCGGGGAACAACAAUCUAGCUCACAGGAUGCAACAAUGACUGAACAUGCCAGUGGGGCAACUUCAGAAGCUGAUAAUAAGAGAAACGAUUUAUCAGACGAUGACAAUGCUUUACUACAACAGGCCCUUGCAAUGUCCAUGGAUGAGCCUGCCUCUACCCAUGAUGUACAGGACUCAGAGAUGUCAGAUGCAGCUGCAGAUGAUCCAGAGCUUGCAUUAGCUCUUCAAUUAUCCGUGCAAGACAGUGCAAAAGAUUCAUCUAGUCAGGCAGAUGUGAGCAAGUUGUUAGCAGACCAGUCCUUCGUAUCCUCCAUCCUUGCAUCACUUCCUGGGGUAGAUCCAAAUGAUCCUUCAGUUAAGGAGGUGCUUGCUUCCAUGCAAAGCCAGUCUGAGGUGAGCUCAUCAAACUUAGUGACCCAGCAGAAGCAGGAUGAGGACAAGGCACCAAACGAGGAGAAGUGAUUUUUCUUUGAAUUUCCUUUUCUUUCAGAUUCCUUGUGCAGAUUUGGAAGCUCCUGAUUGCGGCCACUCGAUAUUCAUGUAGAUGGGUAUUAUUUGUUCUAAAGGCUUCGGAAGAGUUUCUGAUAUUUUCAUGUCUAAGAAUAGUAACAUUGAAAUGUAUCUCUUUGAUGUUUCCACUAGUUAUAGACUGCACAUAUAUAUCCCCCAAGUACAGAUUGAGAAUGUCAUCAUGCAUGGAAAACUUAUUUGCAAUGAGAUCCAAUCUUUUUUCC